Rhineura floridana is the source of this 2161-nucleotide messenger RNA. It is a transcript of the gene ARF1, whose product is annotated as ADP ribosylation factor 1. NCBI's taxonomy places the organism in Eukaryota, Metazoa, Chordata, Lepidosauria, Squamata, Rhineuridae. The transcript is spliced from 5 exons. Gene Ontology annotation, biological process: intracellular protein transport; vesicle-mediated transport. The record is from RefSeq and is a predicted model, not a curated record. Gene Ontology annotation, molecular function: GTP binding; GTPase activity. Bases 272 to 817 code for a protein of 181 amino acids. Gene Ontology annotation, cellular component: plasma membrane; cytoplasm.
AGCGAGCGAAAUCCCCUGGUUUUCCCGCCGUGCUUUGCGAAGCCCCUGGCACUGACGUGGCCGCCGGGAGCCGCCAUCUUGUGUGCCUGGGCGCAGUGAGGGAAAAAGAGGGAGGGAGAGGGAGGAGGAAGGAGAAGAAGAAGCCGAAGGAAGGAAGGAGGAAGGAGGGGAGGGGGGGCACACAGAAGCGCAGGAAAGGAGCAGCCCGGUAAGGAGCGAGGCAAACGGCCGCCCGAUUUCCUUGGCCAGUAAGUGAACAUCAGACUUAAGAAUGGGGAAUAUUUUUGCUAACCUCUUCAAAGGCCUCUUUGGCAAAAAAGAGAUGCGUAUACUUAUGGUUGGGCUGGAUGCUGCAGGAAAAACUACUAUAUUGUACAAACUUAAACUCGGUGAAAUAGUAACUACAAUCCCUACUAUAGGUUUCAAUGUAGAAACUGUAGAAUACAAGAACAUUAGCUUCACGGUGUGGGAUGUAGGUGGUCAGGAUAAGAUCAGGCCACUUUGGCGCCAUUAUUUCCAGAAUACACAAGGUUUGAUCUUUGUGGUGGAUAGUAAUGACAGGGAGAGAGUCAAUGAGGCCCGAGAAGAACUUAUGAGAAUGUUGGCAGAAGAUGAGCUCAGAGACGCUGUCCUUUUAGUGUUUGCUAACAAACAGGACCUGCCUAACGCGAUGAAUGCAGCAGAAAUCACAGACAAACUAGGACUGCAUUCUCUUCGCCACAGGAACUGGUAUAUCCAGGCCACCUGUGCCACUAGUGGAGAUGGUCUCUAUGAAGGACUGGACUGGUUGUCCAAUCAGCUCCGAAACCAGAAAUGAAGUCCUAAAAAUAUUCCUUUCCCUCUUUUUUUUCCACCUCUCCUUAUUUCCUCCUCCUCUUCCUCCUUUGCCCUUCGCUUUACUCUGAUGUGGCAAACCAUGCUACUUUGUGGUAUUGAGUGCCAGAAGCUGUUUUCAUUUCUCUUGUCACAGGAAGUUCUUCACCGUGCUGUACAUGUGGCAAAUCCAAGCCUGAAAACAGUUUAGGUUUCUUAUUUAAUGUAAAUAGUUCUUGUUUCCAAUGAGACAGUUUCUGGUACUCCUAUGCAAUAUUACUCAGCUUUUUUAUUAUAAAGAAAAUCAAUUCGCUGUUUAGUACUGGGAAAGGGAUUUAAAGUGGAUUCAAAGAAAAGUUGCCGGUUGUCUGGUUGUACGCUAGAGCUGAAUACGAUCCCUCUUGGCUUGCGAGGUCUGUAGGGAAGCAGGAUUUGGUGGCUAUUUUUUAGCCUGGAGAUGUCAGUUUCUUUUUUUAAAGAAAAAAGGAAAGUUGAAACACUUGAACAAAAUGUCCAUUGUGAGUUCUGCAACAACUUGAAUACCAGCAAUUUAACAUGUUACAGAUCCACGGAAUGAGCAGCAUUCUGGAUCUUUCUGUGCUUGACAACCUUUUUGUGUGUGGUUUUUUUCCCCCUUGUGAAUGUGAGAUCUCCUAAAGUCAGAACUAGUUCAGUUUAGGCCACAGACGUAAGAGAAAUUGGCAUACAUACAAACACUAAAGCCCUCCAGUGCUCUCUCAUAUUUGAGCAAGAACGGGUUUUUUUCUUCUUGCUUCUCAUUUGGGUGCCAUCUUCAUCUGUUCUGUUGUCUUCCCUCCACCUGCACACCCCAAGUGUUUUGGACUUUUCUCAUGUAGACUACUCCAGAAGGCAAAUUCUUUCCACAGAAGCAGGCCACAGCAGUUCUUAGCUCUGUCAUCAGCAAGUACUGUACUUAAGUAAGAAAUGCCAUCUAAUGUAGUGUCUAGGGGGAAAAAUAUAAAAAGCAUGAGAGUUUGGAGUUCCAUUCCAUUCUAGAAGUGUUUGAUGCCAUUGUUUUGGAACAACCCCAUAUCUGUAUAUGUGUGAAAACCCUUCACAUCCCUCAUACUGCAAGGUUCAGAUUUGCCAUCAAGAAGACCUUUAACUUUUUUUUCUUUUGUAUUUUGAUAAAACACUGAAGAAGCUGGAGCUCUUUAAACUUUAACUUUGAGGAACUAUCAGAACUGGUUUGUUUAGUGUUGUGGAAAAUCUCUCUAUUUGCUUUCAAUACACAGUAAUCAACUGUUUUGUAUACUUGUUUUCAGUUUUCAUUUCGACAAACAAGCACUGUAAUUAAAGCUGUUAGAAUAAAAAUCUCUUAACUAUU